UACACUAACACAUAUAGAUCAUCAAACACAAAAAGAACAUAGCCAUAGCCAUGUCUUCUUCUGUUACAGCCAUGGAAGCCAAGAAGUCAAACAAAAUCAGAGACAUCGUAAAGCUUCAACAGAUCCUCAAGAAAUGGAGAAAGGUCGCUCAAGCAUCCAAACAAGCCAACAACAACAAGAUUAACAACGAAGAGGACAUCAACAACAGCAUCAACAAAACUGGAAGUGGCAGUACUGGAAGUAAGAGCAUCAAGUUUCUGAAGAGGACACUAUCCUUCACAGAUGUAACAGCUGUGCCUAAAGGCUACUUAGCUGUCUCUGUGGGGAAAGAGGAGAAGAGAUACAAGAUACCAACAGACUACCUUAGCCACCAAGCUUUCCACGCACUGUUGCGUGAAGCAGAAGAAGAGUUUGGGUUUCAGCAAGCUGGUGUGCUGAAGAUACCUUGUGAAGUUGCUGUGUUUGAGAGCAUUUUGAAGAUAAUGGAGGACAACAAGACUGAUAAGUACCUGACCACACAGGAGUGCAGGUUUAAUGCAACGACUGAUGAAGUGAUAACUUACCGUCAUCCUUCGGAUUGCCCUAGGACUCCUUCUCAUCAACCUCACAGUCCAAUGUGCAGAUAGUUUAUUGUAUUUGUUUCAAUGUGUUUGUUUCUUUGAACCAUUCUUCUCCCUCUUCCCCCAUGUUCCCACUUUUUUCCUCUGGGGAUUUGAACUUGUGUACUUUGCAACUCCAGGAGAAAUAAGAAUGAGAGAUUUU
Raphanus sativus (radish) is the source of this 762-nucleotide messenger RNA. Its product is annotated as protein SMALL AUXIN UP-REGULATED RNA 51-like. Bases 51 to 626 code for a protein of 191 amino acids. The record is from RefSeq and is a predicted model, not a curated record. The transcript has a single exon. Lineage: Eukaryota; Viridiplantae; Streptophyta; Magnoliopsida; Brassicales; Brassicaceae. Gene Ontology annotation, biological process: response to auxin.